Molecule: messenger RNA, 5227 nt
Organism: Amorphotheca resinae ATCC 22711
Lineage: Eukaryota; Fungi; Ascomycota; Leotiomycetes; Helotiales; Amorphothecaceae
Exons: 2
Coding region: 344-5218 (1624 amino acids)
Biological process (GO): intracellular protein transport; endocytic recycling; phospholipid translocation
Cellular component (GO): plasma membrane
Molecular function (GO): ATPase-coupled intramembrane lipid carrier activity; ATP binding; ATP hydrolysis activity
Source: RefSeq, a predicted model, not a curated record
CUGAAUACAAACUCUCUCUUUCCCCCCCUACUAUCCCUUACGUCGCUUCAAUUGACUCCGGUCGCUUUUCACACUCUCGUACGCUCGCUAUCGAUGUCGGACCCCUUGCGGCCUGGUUUCGUGGUUGCUAUACAAAGAUCCCUUGGUGACAUCUACAAGUAAAUCCAUUGGCGGGCUUGUUCCGGAUUACGACGCCUUCGAAAGAAGGACAUCCUCAUCUCUUUUGAACGAGGACGAAGACAAUGAUAAUUCUGCCAUGGCGGACAACAAUCUAGGCUCAGAGCCUUUUUUGCGGUCGGGACAACGGAGAGUUUCUACAGAUCCAAUACAUUCUCCAGCGACAAUGGACGGCGCAUCGCGAGACAAGGAACAGAAGGAACCACAUAAAGUGCGCUUCUCGGAGGACUUGGACAGGGCCCCAGUUGGCGCUCAGCGUCUGGAUACACCAAACUUGACCUUGGAUACUACAGUAAUUCCCAGAAGAUCGGUCUCAACAGGCCUUCAUCCCCGCAAACCCCAGAGUCCGACCUCUCCAACGUCGCCGCGAACGAGAGACAGGGGGUACUCAUUAAGACGAACACUGUUUGCGAAGAGUAUAAACAACCAGGCCGUACAAAGCCCGAUUGAGCUCGCGGAAGCGGGUUUCUCACAGAGAGAUGAAGGAACGGCAGGCCGAUUGGAGGAAGGGCAAGGAAAACCAUCACCGGUCACUGCAUCAGAAGUCACUCCGAGCGACUUCGCGGCGUCUCCGAGCCAUGUACUACUUCAAUCCGAUCCAUCGCACUCGAAGAGCAAAGAAAAGAAGGCAUUUGGAACCGUAAGCUUGCCCAACUACGAUACAUGGGCGAGGACGAAACGUGGUAGUCCUCUGAAACGCGAAGUACAACGGAUAUUUAGACGGCUUUAUGAAGGGACAUUCCUUGAAUAUCUCUUCUCCAAAAAGCAGCUUCCUCCAUCGAAAGAUGGCAGACAUAUUGAUCUUGAUGCCUCACGCAAGACGCCAUUCAUUGAUGAGAGGACCGGGAAGGAAUUCAUCGGCAAUACUAUUCGAUCCAGUCGGUACACUCUAUGGGACUUUGUUCCACGCCAGCUCUUCUUCCAGUUUUCGAAGUUAGCAAAUGCGUACUUCCUUCUGAUUUCAGUCAUUCAGUUGAUUCCGGGAUUAAGCCCGACGGGAAACUUUUCAACGAUCAUUCCACUACUGGUUUUCGUAACCAUCAGCAUGGGGAAAGAAGGCUAUGACGAUAUUCGUCGAUAUAAGUUGGAUCAGGUUGAGAACAAUAAAGAUACCCUAGUAUUGCACGCUUAUCAUCCACCAGCCCCAGGAGCUGCGACUGUGCCAGCUGGAGCGACGGAUGGCCAUCGAGGUUUGAAGGGUUUCCUCUCUACGAAGCAGAAGCACCAGGUACCCCACGCUGAGGAUGGCUUUGUAUUACUCCCUAGCGAAGGUCCAAAGCAAUGGGUAAAUAUGAAGUGGAGCCAGGUUAAAGUUGGAAACAUUAUCAAACUUCAAAGGGACGAUGCUGUACCAGCAGACAUUCUUUUACUUCAUGUCGAUGGUCCAAAUGGGAUAGCGUACAUUGAGACCAUGGCUCUUGAUGGCGAGACCAACUUGAAAACAAAGCAGGCGCCUCCGUCUUUAGCAAAGCGUUGUGGAACUUUGGAUCACCUCGCAGCAUGCCGUGCUCAUGUUGUGGUUGAAGACCCGAAUCGCGAUUUAUACAAUUUCGACGGGAGAGUUACUGUGGAUGGCGAGACUCUACCACUCACGACCAGCGAAAUAGUGUUUCGAGGGAGCAUCCUUAGAAACACCUCCAGUGUCGUCGGUCUGGUGAUCAACACCGGAGAAGAUUGCAAGAUCCGCAUGAAUGCCAACAAGACUCCUCGAAUUAAGUCUCCAGCGAUGCAGGCAAUAUCAAAUAAGAUUGUUGUCAUCAUUGUGGUCUUUGUCAUAAUCCUAGCACUAUUCUGCACAAUUGCCUAUCAGAUAUGGUCUGAAAAUGUCGAAGAAAAUUCUUUCUAUCUCAAGGGGACGCACUACGACUUCACCUACGCAAUAAUCGCAUUUAUUAUCCUCUACAACACACUAGUGCCACUCUCGCUUUACGUCAGCUUAGAGAUUAUCAAAGUUGGCCAGCUACUGCUUAUGCACGACGUUGAGAUGUACGACCCGGUUUCAGACACUCCGAUGAUUUGCAACACAACCACCAUAUUGGAAAACCUUGGGCAAGUCGAUUACGUUUUCUCCGACAAGACCGGCACCUUGACGGACAAUGUGAUGUGUUUUCGAAAGCUGAGUGUGGCCGGUUACGCAUGGUUGCAUGACUUUGACCUACAAAAGGAAGCUGCCAAAAAGCUCGAGCAGAUCCAGGAAAACAUAGAUAACACGAGGAGCAAGGGCAAAGGGGUUGCGAAAAGAUCCCAUUCAAGGAAGGCGGGCGCUGAUAACAUGAAGGGUCCGGACCGUGCUACUUCUUUGAGCAGGUCAGGCUCCGUGUGGAAAUCCUCAGCCCGACCAGCCAAAGCUCAACCAGCGCUCCGUACGGAGGACCUUUUGCGAUUUCUACAACACAAACCUCAUAGCAUCUUCACGAAGAAGGCCAAAUUUUUCCUCCUUGCUCUUUCGCUUUGUCAUACGUGUAUCCCAGAGGUCCAAGAGAGUGGGGAAAUUGAGUUUCAAGCUGCAUCACCAGAUGAGUUGGCUCUGGUUCGUGCUGCCCAAGAACUUGGCUACUUGGUAAUUGACCGGGCCGCACAAUCGAUCACAUUGGCAUAUCCAGGUGGCCCUGAUUCUUCGGAUACCGUCACCGAAACUUACGACAUUCUCGAUGUGAUUGAGUUUUCUAGUAAAAGAAAGCGCAUGUCAAUUAUCGUCAGGUGCCCAGACGGCAAGAUUUGCGUCUUCUGCAAAGGUGCGGACUCUGCCAUACAGCCUCGAUUGAGGCUUGCAUCAUUAGCCCAUCAGAAGUCGGCGGAGAUCACACGACGAGCCAGUAAGAGGAAGAGUUUAGAAGCCGAAGAAGCCUUGAGAAGGAGGAGUGAGCAUAGUCCGAGGAAUAGUUUCACCAGGACCAGUCUGAGCCUUUCUCGGCCCAGCAGAUCUCGGAGCCGGAGGAGUGUUGGUGGCGUAAAAACGAAUAUGGCUGGUUCAAAACUUCAACCAAUCCGUGACGAACUUGACUCCUGGCUCAAAGACCGUGAGCACGAUGUGGCAGUUGAGACCGAUGAUCCAGGCCCUUAUGAAACUCCAACUCCCAGGGCGUCAAUGGACAGAUUUUCUUUUUCUUCCAGCGAGCCGAGGGCUUCAAUGCAGGAGAACUACUUGGACGAUCUCAUUGACGAUGGCCUUGCUUUAGACGACUCGGCUAUCUUCGAACGAUGCUUUCAACAUAUCGACGAUUUUGCGUCCGAAGGACUUCGAACUCUGCUCUUUGGGUACCGAUUCCUCGAUGAGCAGGAGUAUAAUGGAUGGAAGAAGAUAUACCUGGAUGCAACCACAAGCCUUGUGGAUCGCCAAAGACUGAUCGAGAAUGCUGGAGACAUGAUCGAGCAGAAUUUUGAUCUUGCAGGUGCAACUGCCAUCGAGGACAAACUUCAACAAGGCGUGCCGCAAACCAUUGACAAGCUACGGAGAGCUAACAUCAAGAUCUGGAUGCUCACUGGCGAUAAGCGAGAGACCGCCAUCAAUAUCGCAAAUGCAGCGCGGAUAUCCAAGAGCUAUUCCGAAAUUAUUAUCCUGGAUCACAAAUCUGGGGAAGUUGAGCAACGCAUGGCCACUGCUUUACUGGAUAUUAGCAAAGGAGCAAUUGCACACUCGGUGAUCGUCGUCGAUGGUCAGACGCUCAGUGAUAUUGACGCGAACGACACUCUGUCUCUCCUGUUCUUCGAUCUGGUCGUGCAAGCAGAUUCGGUCAUUUGCUGUCGGGCAAGCCCAAGUCAGAAAGCCUCACUGGUGAAAAAGAUAAGGACGAAGGUCAAGAACUCGAUCACGUUGGCCAUUGGUGACGGUGCCAACGAUAUUGCUAUGAUCCAAGAGGCCCACGUAGGCAUUGGGAUUAGUGGCAAGGAAGGUUUACAGGCUGCUAGGAUAUCUGACUACUCUAUCGCUCAGUUUAGAUUCCUUCAAAAACUCCUCCUAGUCCACGGCCGAUGGAACUACGUUCGCACAGGGAAAUAUAUCCUUGGGACGUUCUGGAAAGAACUGUUGUUUUACUUGGUUCAGGCGUUGUAUCAGCGAUGGAACGGCUACACGGGUACAUCACUCUAUGAAUCCUGGUCCCUUACGGUUUUCAAUACACUCUUCACCUCACUUGCAGUCAUAUUUCUCGGGAUCUUUGAACAAGAUCUGGCUGCUUCGACGCUCCUGGCGGUCCCUGAGCUAUACGUUAAAGGCCAACGUAAUGAGGGGUUCAACAUCAAAAAGUAUCUAGGCUGGAUGUUUAUGGCGUCUUCCGCAUCAAUGGUUAUUUACUUCCUUAUGUUCGGACUUUUUGGCGAAGCAAUCUUCACCAAAGACGAGUCGGUCUUGGCACUGGGUCAAAUGUGCUUCACUGUGGCCAUUAUAUUCAUCAACACCAAGAUGCUUAUUCUCGAGAUGGACAACAAAACCUACAUAUCAGCCAUAGGCAUGGUAUUGUCCAUUGGCGGCUGGUUCCUCUGGACGUUGCUCAUGGCGGAAAUUUACAAACCCCAAAACGACAAAGCAUACCUGCAGUACCCCAUGUACCAUGACUUCUACCAGCACUACGGAAGCGAUCUCAGCUGGUGGCUCAACGUAAUCCUUAUCGUGACAGCCCUGAUCCUCUUCGAGAUCGCCGUGAGCAGCCUCCGAAAAACAUUCUGGCCCACCGAUACCGACGUGUUCCAAGAACUAGAGCAAGACCCGAUCAUCCGGAAGCGAUUCGAGGAGACGGUGCGCAACGAGCUCGAAGGGAACGACGAGGAGGUGGAGAUGGGUCGCGAGGAGAAGGCCAGCUACGAUAUGCAGAGGGAAAGCGAUAUCCAGGCAUUGCUGGACAGGCCGCGGGUUAUGAUGGAUAGUAACCCGCCCCCCCGAAGCCCCAUCCUGAGUAGGAGCGAGACGGGCAGUCUACGUCGUAGGGUCUCCACGGAUGUCCAUGCGAUGAUGGAUAUAGAGAGGAGUCCGCGCAGCACCGCGCCGCCGGCGAUGUAUCGGCACUCGGUGGAUAUCGCGGAGCUCUUGGAGGGCAGAGUCUAAUUGUGUUUU